AUGGUUCACUCACCGACCAACUUGCACAUCGAUGUCGGACGACGACUUGACGAUCAACCCCACCCAGGAUCGUUCAACUCCAGCUCGGACGAACCCAAGGGCAUCGCCGGAUUUUGUUACGCCAACAGCAAACUCAAUCAAGUACGCGCUAUGGCGCCCACUAUUGCGAUCAUAGGAGCAGGGGCUGGCGGCCUUACAUUUGCGAUCAAGCUUAAGCGACAACUUGGAUAUGAAAACUUCGUCAUCUACGAGAAGCACGAGGAAGUCGGUGGUACUUGGAGGGAUAACGUUUACCCAGGGUGUUCCUCCGACAUACCGACCGUUUUCUACUCGUUAUCAACCGACCUUCACGAUUGGCCAGGAAGUCAUGGAUCUCAACCAGAAAUUCUUGACUAUUGGAAAGGCCUCGCCGACAAAUACCACCUAUACCCACAUAUCCGUUUUCACCACAACGUAGUCUCUGCAACAUGGGACGAGUCCACCUCCCGUUACGAGAUCACCCUUUCCAAUACCGCCACACAGGAACAGCAAAAGACCUACGCCGAGAUUCUUGUAUCCGCCGUCGGAGUACUGGAGAACCCUCGUUAUGCCAACAUCCCCGGUCUUGGAAUGUUCCAGGGAUCCGUUUUCCACUCAGCAAGAUGGGACAGGAGCGUGGAUUUGACUGGCAAGAGGGUUGCGGUGAUCGGGAAUGGGACUUCUGCGGCCCAAUUCGUACCAGUAAUAACGCAAGAUCCGUCAGUCGAAGUCGUCAAUUUCUGCCGAACUCCCAACUGGUUCAUGCCUCCAAUACGGACACAAUAUUCAGCUAUGCGGAGGUGGCUGACUCGAAAUAUACCCCUUCUCAACCGGAUAAUGCGUUAUUCAAUGUUCAUCACGCUGGAAUCACUCUAUCUCGCCGUUUUCAGCGUUCACUUCCCUUUGCUGCGACCUCUCAUGACUGCAUGGGCAAGGCGUUACAUGACACGAGCGGCUCCAAGUGAGGAACUUCCUAACUUGUUCCCAAAAUUCCCGAUGGGAUGCAAACGGAUAAUCUUUGAUACUGGAUAUCUGCCUGCCCUGCAUCGGCCAAAUCUACACCUAAAUUGGGACGGGAUCGACUCUAUAGUCGAAAAUGGUAUCGUCACAAAGAAGAGCGAGUUUCUCCCUUUCGACGUGAUCAUUUUUGCAACCGGAUUUUCCGCUGACGUCUACCCUCUUCCUGUCUACGGACGCGAUGGUGAAUCAAUCAAGGAUUAUUUCAACGAACAGAACGGAGCCAAAGCGUACUGCGGAACCACAGUUCCGAAGUUCCCGAACUUCUUCAUCCUCCUUGGUCCAAACACGACAACAGGCCAUACCUCCGUUAUCUUCUCCACCGAAGUACAAGUUGACUACACGUUCCAACUCAUUAAACCUAUCCUGGAAGGGAGUUUGAAAGCAGUCGAGCCAAAGGUCGAGCCCACGGAUGCGUAUGACAAACAUAUACAGAAGCGGAUGAAGAACUCGGUUUUUGUUCACUGCUUAUCUUGGUACCGUGUCGGCGGAGAAGGCAAGGUUACGAAUAUGUUCCCUGGGUGCUGCCGCACUCCGAUUUUGGUGGUACCUCCGGAGACCUAA
Coprinopsis cinerea okayama7#130 is the source of this 1599-nucleotide messenger RNA. RefSeq names its product monooxygenase. The record is from RefSeq and is a predicted model, not a curated record. NCBI's taxonomy places the organism in Eukaryota, Fungi, Basidiomycota, Agaricomycetes, Agaricales, Psathyrellaceae. Gene Ontology annotation, molecular function: flavin adenine dinucleotide binding; NADP binding; N,N-dimethylaniline monooxygenase activity. Bases 1 to 1599 code for a protein of 532 amino acids. The transcript has 13 exons.